Molecule: messenger RNA, 612 nt
Organism: Rotaria sp. Silwood1
Lineage: Eukaryota; Metazoa; Rotifera; Eurotatoria; Philodinida; Philodinidae
Source: the annotation of a GenBank genome assembly
AUGAACCCUUUUUCAACAGCAACUGGAUUUUUUCAACUAACUAAACAAUAUGAAGCCACGUACAAAGCAGCUGAUAAUUAUAUUGAAUCAACAUUAGUUGAGACUGAUAAUGAUGAAUCUGAUCUUGAUUUAUAUGAAGAUAAUGAUGUCACUGAAAACGAUAGACGAAUUGUAAUUGUAACUCAUCUUGAUGAUGAACAAUGUGUUGAAUCAACAAAUGAAAAAUUUAAUGAACUAAAAAUUCGUUUUAAUAAACAUUUAAAAACUAUUCCUGAAUUAUAUUCACAAGAUGAUGAUCAUGAUUCAGAAUAUAUUGAUGGUUUUCGAAUGAAAUGUCGUUUUAUUAAAUCAAAUCAUAUGUUAUUAUUUACUAACGAACAAGAUCGUCUUAUUGAAAUAACUGAAGCAACACGAAGUCAAUCGUACAUUGAUGCUCAUAAACAUUAUCGCAUAAAUUUAUUUGAUUUAUAUGUUUUAUCGAUUCGUUUAAUUCAUAAAUCAAUGUCUUUAAAUGACUGGUGGAUGGCUUAUAAGACUUUUGUAACAACAUCGAAUAUUAAUAGUAAAGAAAAACAAAUUCAAUUACUUCGAAACUAUUCACAUAUAUUAUAA